AUGACGGGAGCAACCGAAGAAAACGUUGAAAUAGAAAUUGAGCAAAAGAAUGACUCCAUCACAAGUCGUGAAAGCAUCAAUCAUCCGGCGGUUUUGUUAAUCGGGCUUCAGGGUGCCGGAAAAAGUAUGUUGGGAAAUAUGCUACUAGGUGGAUACACUAUUAAUCCCGAGGCGAAAAAAUUUGAGGUUUAUGAUGGGAGUUAUGAGGAAAAUGUGCAUAGACCGAUGGAUAUCAGAACUGCCGAAAUUGAAAUAAACAACAACAAAUUCACAUUGGUAGACACUCCUGGUAUAAUCGUGACAGAAACUCACACACGAAGGAGUUGGUCUGAGAUUCUUAAUGCCAUUGAAAAAGCUAAGAAAAAAUCUGGUACGCGCCUAACGGCGGCUGACAAAACACACAUCGAAGAAGUUAUAAGAAUUCUCGGCACUGACCGACUAAUCAUCGUAUUCACAAAGCGACGUAAGGACGUUACCAUUAAUAAGGAAAAGAUGGAAGACAUGUUUAACGAAGAACUUAGAUCAAUCCUCAAAUUGAUUAAUAAUCGUUGGGUGGUGGCACCUGAUUUGGAUAUUUUUGGAAGAAGUGACGAGGGUAAGAAAGAUAUUGAGAAAAAUAUGAAUGAAUUGAAAAGGCUUAUUUCCGAAAUGGAGGUUCCAAAGAAGAGAGCUACCGGAUUCCACGAACUGAUUAUAAAUAACUGGAAAGUGAUCGUUGUUUCGAUGUCGGUAAUAACCGUGAUUUUGAUUGCAAUUUCCGUCGUUUACGCCGAGAACUCAAAACAUUCCACCAUAUAA
Molecule: messenger RNA, 798 nt
Organism: Acaulospora colombiana
Lineage: Eukaryota; Fungi; Glomeromycota; Glomeromycetes; Diversisporales; Acaulosporaceae
Source: the annotation of a GenBank genome assembly